Molecule: messenger RNA, 1713 nt
Organism: Paraglomus occultum
Lineage: Eukaryota; Fungi; Glomeromycota; Glomeromycetes; Paraglomerales; Paraglomeraceae
Source: the annotation of a GenBank genome assembly
AUGGAUUACGACCGCCAACCCAAUUAUCCUUACAGAAGACCAACGCGCAACGAUAACUACGAUGCAGCGUUAGCAGGUGUCUUUGCAAAUGCACCUCCAGGAGCUGUACUAUCUGACAACACUGGCGGAAGGCCGGCGAAGGGAAGAGAAAGCGGUAAUGUGCACGAAAGGAUUAAUUCAAGGGGUGGCAACAGUAACGAGGACUGGGGAACGCAAAGAACAUGGGAGAGUGACAGAGGUAACAAAACCAAAACGGGUAAUACCAAGGAAAACUCAAGACUUGGAGAUAGUCGAGGUCCUGCUAGAGGUUCUACGUCGCAGUACCAAUCCAAUAACACAUCCUCCAUAGAUGUCGACCAAAAGGCGAUAACAGAAAAGUUGUCUGCAUGGCAUUCGCUAGUAGACCCAGACGCAGAAAAUGUAAAGGGUGGUAUAGGCUCUGGUCAACUUCAUCGUUCAGGACGAAAUUAUAUACCAGUGUCUGAACAAGAAGUGUUAGAAAUUCAGAGAAAAAACAAGAAAUGGGGCGGAAAAAAGAAAAGAGACAAAGAUAAAGACAGAAAAGACAGAGAAAAUGUGUCGAGAACCAGUUCACGACCAAGUCGUCACUCGACACAGUCAAAACGCUCAAAGUCGCCCACAAAUCCUGGCUUAAAUCGACGGAAAUCAACUCCUGCUCCGGCGCAAUCAUCAUCCCGUUAUACUUCUUCCCCAUUACAGCCGAAAAACCAAUUUCAAUACGAUCAACAAUUACCUCAACAGCAGCAACAACAUUAUCAACACCAGCAGCAACAACAGCAACAGCAACAGCAACAACGACAUCAACUACAAUCGUCACCGUCCUAUCGCUCAAAUCAUGCCGGUGUUGGAGAAAAGUAUGGUGGAACAAAGUCUGGAUCGCUUACUAGUGAAGGUGUGAGAAGUGAUAAAGGAGUAACAAUGGGAAGGCAAGAUAAACAGCAAUUAUCGCAACAUGAUCAAAACCACAACCACCCUUCGCAAGAUGAUACGACAGCUGAUUCUCAAUAUGGGAACCAGGCACAUCAAUAUACGCAGUUUAACCAGUACAAUCAAUAUAACCAGUACACUCAGUAUAACCAAUAUACUCAAUACACCCAGCCAAAUCAAUACACUCAGCAACCAUCCCAUUACUCUACACACUACUCCACACACUAUUCAACCAACCAUUAUCCUCCCCACACUAUUUCUCACACCACCCGCCCAAAACGCACCCCUUCCCCAUCUCCAUCCCAAUCCUCACUAUCCUAUUCUACCUCCAUCGAAGACUCCUCAGAGGAAUACGCCUAUCGCUCUGGAACGUAUAACGAUUCUCUGCAAACGUCGUCACAGGAAUCGGAAUCAGAUUCUGAAGGGCAAUAUGAAACGUCCGAUUACGAACGGGAUUACGAGCAGAAUGGGUAUAGACUAAGAGAACAUUACCAAGUUGGCGGUUCGCGAAGUCACGGAUCGGGCGCUGUUCCUUCUACCUUGCAUCCUACUUACUGUGACGAAGUAUCAGGACGGAAAGAUGUCUUGUUGAAGAUUAAUAUUGAUGUAGGAGAGGCCGAUGAAUACUCGAUUUAUGUGUGCGUGAAUGACAAUCCUGCAGAUUUGGCGAGAAUGUUUUGCAAAAACCAUGGAUUCACAAAUCCCCAAGUUGAGGAGGCUUUAGCGAAGUUAAUUGAAGAAGAAAAGAGGAAGCGAUUAGGGUGA